CUGUCUUUGCUUCACGGCUUUGCACAGGAAAUCUAUUGCUGUGUCAAGUCCCAGAGACGUUUCUUCCAAAUUAACUAGUCAGACUAAAGCACGCCGAGUGGAAGGAGUGGGCAGGGAGGACAGGACUGCUCCCUGCUGCCCAUGGGUUAAGAGGUGCGCUACCACGCAGAAGCCAGCCCGAGAGCAGAGGGACUCUGGUCACGGUCACUGCUGCUCCCCUACCUGUGAGCAGAAAAAAUACUGAGUGAACAGCGGAAAACCAGAAAACCGAAAUGUUCUGCUUUGGGAGAACUUUGCCCCUAGCAGUGCUCUUGAUAUGGGGGGCCUUUGCAGCUGAACUCAAGGAAGGAAUGGAAAGAGGAAAGGGCUCUCAUCCUUCUCCUACCCUGCUCUGCUUCUUUUCUGCUGUUCAGUCACAAGAGUCAAAUUGUACUGAUAAGAAUCAAAAAACACAGAACAGUUCAUCAAUUAUGACAGAAGUUAACACUACUGUACAGAUGGGUACAAAGGCUCUCCUCUGCUGCCCUUCUAUUCCACUGACAGAAGCAGUAUUAAUAACAUGGACAAUAACCCCCAGAGGACAGUCUUUCUGCGUAAUAUCCUACAGAGUAGAUACAAGGGACAUCAAUGAAACCAACUGCUCGAACAGGAGCAUCACCUGGGUCUUCACACCUGACCUUAGUCCCUACCUUCAGAUCAGUGCAGUGUCCCUCCAGCAUGAGGGGCAUUACUCCUGUGACAUAGCACUACCUGAUGGGAAUUUCCAAAAAGAUUAUGACCUCCAAGUGCUGGUGCCUCCUGAAGUAACCAACUUUCCAGGGAAAAAUAGAACUGCAGUUUGUGAGGCAAUUGCAGGCAAGCCUGCGGCACAGAUCUCUUGGACUCCAGAUGGGGAUUGUGUCACUAAGAAUGAAUCACACAGCAAUGGCACCGUGACUGUCAGGAGCACAUGCCACUGGGAGCAGAACAAUGUGUCUACUGUGUCCUGCUGGGUUUAUCAUUCGACUGGUAACAAGACUCUGGUCAUAGAACUGAGUAGAGGUGGUGCCCAAUUACUAGGAUCAUAUAUUCUGUACACCAUCCCAUCUAUUAUUAUUUUGAUCAUCAUAGGAUGCAUUUGUCUUUUGAAAAUCAGUGGCUUCAGAAAAUGUAAAUUGCCAAAAUCUGAAGCUACCCCAGCUGCUGAGGAGGAUGAAAUGCAGCCUUAUGCUAGCUACACAGAGAAGAGCAACCCUCUCUAUGAUACUGUGACCAAGGUGGAGGCGUGCCCAGGGUCACAAGGCGAAGUCAAUGGCACAGACUGGCUUACUCUGCCAGCCACUGGAGUCUAGAACCAAGAAAAAGAAGUCAAAAGACAUUGUAAUGACUGCUUUGCUUUCUUUAAAAUUCUACAAUGGAAGGACUACUUGGAAACUAGCUCUUCCAAAGUUUGUCGGAAGCACAAAUGUUCUAAUGGAUUUGCAUUUAAGUUCUUCUGUCAUUGGAAGUUUGGAAUCUUUGCUGCUGCCUGUUAAUUCUAGGAAGAACUGAUUUAAUUAUUACAAAUAAUUACAAAAAAUAUCAAAGUGUGCAAUUCAGUAUGAUGAAAACUGAGUUUCUUCAAGAAAUAACUGCAGAAGGAGCAAUCAUCACUAAAGAAUUUCAUGUAAAUUCUUCAAAAAAAAAUUCCUGUGUAUACGACAUGACUUUGGUAUGUGUGUGCAAUUAUAUGUUUAUUUACAAAUGUGUAUAUAUGCACACAUCUGCUUUUUAAGACAUCUCCUUGUCAAAAACACACUGGAGUUCUGGAUUUAUAAGUCUAAUAAAGUGAGUACUGGAGAUAUUUUUAUAUCAGCAUAAGUAAAACUACCUCAUUCUUUUUAAUGGCUACAUAAAAUUCCCCUGUAUUUUUACAUUGUAAUUUAAUUAAUCAUGUCUCUUGGAUGGCCAUUUAGAUUUUGUGUUGUGUGUGGUAUUAAACAAUACUAUGUGGAAUGUUUCUUGUGGUGAAUCUCUGCAUUAAGUGCACUUCCAUUUUUCAUUUUUAAUUAAUCAGUUGGGUGAUAUGUCUUAAGGUUAUGAUAUUGCCUCGAUUAUUUAAUGCUGUAAUGACAGUAUUUUCAACUCCUUGUAUUGCUACAAAAGUGCUGACAUCUUAUGCACAGCAAUUUUACAGAUGUUAUGAAUUGUGUAUUUUAACAUUCUAUUCUAAUGUAAUUAUCGAGGAGCAACUAUCUUUGAAAUAUGUAUGUAGGUGGGAGAAGUUGUAGUACUUUACAUGCUAAAAGGAUAUUAAUGGGAUGAUACAGCUUUUCCUUCCAUUUUUCUUUGGAGGGAAAUAUUGGGAAUACAUAUAUUGAUAAUUUUUGGCAUAUAUUUUUAAUCGCUAAAAAUAAGCCUGUUCCCUUUAUAUCAGGAAAAAAAUUAAAAAUGGAUUUUUGUCUUAUUUUGUUUGCUUUGUUAUUUUGAAAUGAGGCCUUGAUAAUUUCUCAGGUAGUUCCCCAACUCACUGUAGAGCCCAGGCUGGCCUUCCAAUGGCUGUGAUUACAAAUGUAUGGAAGCAUACUCCCCCCCCCCCAAAAAGUAUUUUCAUUAUGAUGUAAUGAUAGAAAUUAAAACAAGACCCAUUCACUCUU
Messenger RNA from Apodemus sylvaticus (European woodmouse), 2615 nucleotides. RefSeq names its product cell surface glycoprotein CD200 receptor 1-like. Gene Ontology annotation, molecular function: signaling receptor activity. The record is from RefSeq and is a predicted model, not a curated record. The transcript has 8 exons. Gene Ontology annotation, biological process: regulation of neuroinflammatory response. Bases 273 to 1331 code for a protein of 352 amino acids. NCBI's taxonomy places the organism in Eukaryota, Metazoa, Chordata, Mammalia, Rodentia, Muridae. Gene Ontology annotation, cellular component: external side of plasma membrane.